This is a messenger RNA of Gambusia affinis (western mosquitofish), 2124 nucleotides long. RefSeq names its product charged multivesicular body protein 3 (gene chmp3). The transcript is spliced from 6 exons. The record is from RefSeq and is a predicted model, not a curated record. Gene Ontology annotation, cellular component: ESCRT III complex; multivesicular body. Bases 144 to 809 code for a protein of 221 amino acids. NCBI's taxonomy places the organism in Eukaryota, Metazoa, Chordata, Actinopteri, Cyprinodontiformes, Poeciliidae. Gene Ontology annotation, biological process: protein transport; late endosome to vacuole transport; endosome transport via multivesicular body sorting pathway.
CCGAAGGGACUGAAGGUUUUUUCUUGUUGGAACGCAGCCGUAGAGACCCGGGGUCAGACACCAGGAAGUGCUCGUAGAACAACCUCUCCCAGCUAGCUAGUUUCAGUCAGAGAGGUUAGUACGGUUGAAACCCAUCACACAACAUGGGGCUGUUCGGCAGGACACCGGAUAAACCCCCCAAAGAACUGAUUAAUGAGUGGUCUCAAAAAAUCAGAAAGGAGAUGAGAGUGAUUGACAGACAAAUUCGAGAUAUUCAAAGAGAGGAGGAGAAAGUUAAACGCUCCAUCAAAGAUGCUGCCAAAAAGGGACAGAAAGAUGUUUGUGUCAUCCUCGCUAAGGAGAUGAUUCAGUCGAAACGGGCCGUCACAAAACUUUACGCCUCCAAAGCCCAGAUGAACUCGGUGCUUCUCAGCAUGAAGAAUCAACUGGCUGUGAUUCGAGUAGCUGGAGCGCUGCAGAAGAGCACAGAGGUCAUGAAAGCCAUGCAGAACUUGGUUAAAAUUCCAGAGAUCCAGGCCACAAUGAUGGAGCUUUCAAAGGAGAUGAUGAAGGCUGGAAUAAUUGAGGAAAUGCUGGAGGACACGUUUGAGAGCAUGGAAGACGGAGAGGAAAUGGAGGAAGCAGCAGAGGAGGAAGUUGACAAGAUUCUCUUUGAGAUCACAGCAGGGGCUCUUGGUAAAGCUCCAAGCAAAGUGACGGAGCCGCUUCCGGACCUGCAGCCUCCGGGAGCCUCAGCUGCUGCUUCGGACGAAGAGUCGGAGGAAGACAUCGAAGCCAUGCAGUCCAGACUGGCGGCUCUGAGGAGCUAGAGUUUCCCCGCCGCGGUUAGAGUCACUUUGCGCAUUUCUCCAGUGCUGAGCAUCCUCCGCUUCAUUGUCACCUGGGUUAACAUUGUGCUUCAACAGUUGUUUAUUUUAAUCCGGCCUGAUAAAAAGGUGCUGCUUUCUGUUAUCUGCAGUGACUCUAGCUACGUCUUUAUUCUCCAAAGUCAAUCAGAAGGUUUAUGGGGGUGUAUAUAAUGUAAGUAUGAUCAGCCUUCUGUGCCUACAGUGGUUAUUCUCUCUCUCCUGUCAGUGUUUAUGACCCAAACUGACCAGCUGAGGAGGAAGUUUUUAAUCUUUUUGGAAACUUUUUGUUCAGUUUACCAGGAAUUGAUCCGCCUACGAUAUCUGAAACACUAGCGGUGAUGGGCAGAGCUUUCAUUUGUUUCUAUUUCCAUUAAUAUAUCUGUUGGUUUUUUUUUUCGUGCUCAUAAGUGUUAAUGAACAUUAAAAUACUACUUCUACACUGCAAAAACACAAAAUCUUACCAAGUAUUUUUGGCCUAGUUUAUAAUGCAAACACUGAAAUAAGACUAAAUGUAUUCAGCUAAGUAAAUAAGUAAAUGUAAGUAAAUAAUUACUUAAUACUGAUGAAAAAUUGCUAGUUUGAUUGGCAGAUUAUUUCAUAAGUGAAAUUAUCUGCCUGUGGAACUAGCACUUUCUCAUAAAUAAUAAGUAAUUAUUUACUUAAAAUAAUCUCCUAUAUCUUGCUGAAAAGUUACUUAUUUGAAGUGCACUAAAAAAUUAGACUAGAAAAAAACUGUUUUUGCUCUGUACAAAGAACAUCCUCACUGCAAAAACACAAAAUCCUACCAAGUAUUUUUGGUCUAAUUUUAGUACAAAUUUCUAAAGUGAAUAGUUUCUUAAUUGAUGAAAAAGUUCCAAUUCCACCAGCAGAUUAUUUGAUUUAGAACAAAAUUUUUCAUGUUGUGAAAUAAUCUGCUAGUGGAACUAGCAAUUUUACAUCAAUAUUAAGAAAUUAUUUACUUAAAACAAGCUCUUAUAUCUCGCUGAAAAGCUACUUGUUAGUUCUCAUUUCAAGUGGACUAAGAUAAAUGCACUAGAAACUAGACCAAAAAUACUUGGUAAUAUUUUCUGUUUUUGCAGUGUACUCAUGUUUUGCAAUAAGCUUCAGCUUGUUCACCGUUUGACUUUGAGUCGCUGUAAUUUUCUUUCUCCAAAAUGCGAAGGAAGUAGAGCUACUGGUUACUGCAGAACACAUGCAUCGUUAAAUAUUGCGUGUAUAAUUUUUGUAUGUGGAUGGACAAAAACAAAAACCUAAUAAACUUUUAAGAAAAAUGUCA